Paramecium sonneborni is the source of this 1490-nucleotide messenger RNA. The record is from the annotation of a GenBank genome assembly. Lineage: Eukaryota; Ciliophora; Oligohymenophorea; Peniculida; Parameciidae.
AUGGAAAUAAGAUUGGAUGUAACUCUGGUGAUGCCUUCAAAUAUUAAAUAAAAAUAGCUGUCAAUUGAAACAUACACGAAAGUAUAAGAAUUAUAUGAAUUUUUGUCAUAAGAAUUUAAGUAAUUGAAUAUCUAAUUUUUCAGUUUAGCUAAUUAUCCAAUGUAUUAAUGGACUUGUUUCUCUAAGUGGUUAAAAAAAUAUUUAAACUUUAAUGAGAUAUUUCAAUCCUCUGAUUAAAUUAUAAUAAUAACAACAAGUGAUAAAAUAGUUUUAAGGAUUGUUUCGACAAACUCUUAUUUUACAGAAAUUAUGGCAUUAUUUUCUAUUGAUAAUACAAUAAAAGAUAUCAUGGAAAGUGUCUAUAGCUUUCUAUUAAUAGAUAAGUAAUUAUAUUAAUAUAUCAAAAUAAUAGUAAUGAUGCUUUGAUUAACAUUUAUUAUGAAUAAACUUUAUUAAAUGAGUAGCAAAUAAUAAGAUAAAUCAUUAAAAUGAGUAAUAUAAUUGAAGUUGAAUUAAGAUGGAUUUAAUAGCUACUAAAGAUUCCAACAUAAUACGAUAUGAUAAAUAAUGUACCAAUGUGUGAUACUCAUUUUAAUUAUGCAAUAUCUUAAAUUUGUACUUAUAAUCAUAUAUGUCCUCAAAGAAAACUGUGUAAUUUAUGUCCCUAUGAUAAUCAUUAAGGUACAAAUAAAGACUCUUUCAUUCCAUUUUAAAUAUUUGCAGAAUAAUUAAAUAAUAAAUUUUAGAAAUAUUCAGAAUUAAAAUCAUUCAAAAGAAUUAUUGAAAAAUAAUUUAAAGUUUUAGAAUCUAAUUUUAUAGAUUUAUUAUAAAGUUAAAAGAGAAAUGUUAUGAAAUGGAUAGAAAAAUAUGAAAAUAAUAUUUCAGAAUUUUAAAUCAUAAAUGAGAAAUUAUAAAGCGAACCUUUAUUUUUUUCUUCCAAUUAAUAAAUAGAAUAAAUGAUUGAAAUUGUUUAUGAAAAGAAACUAGGAAUAUUAUAAUAGUAAAGAAAAGAUAGUUUAAAUGAUAUUUAAAAUAUAAUCUUUAAAAUUAAAAGUUUAGAACACUAACUAUCAUAAGAAUUAUAAGGAAUAUUUGAUUCAAAUUAUAAAGAGAAAUAUAAAUAAGUUGAUGAAUAAAAUUAGAUUGAUUGGGCAACGCUGACAAUUGAUGAUUCAGUAACAAUAAAAGAGUUAUUAGAGUAUUUAUAGGAAAUUAAUCCUUAAGAUUUUUCUUAAUAUAUAAAUGUUUUUGGUCCUUUAAAUGAAUGGAUAGGAUUAUCGAAAGAGAAUGGUAAAGUUUUAAGUGGUUCAGACAUUUUAAAAGAAUUAAAAAAAAAUGAUAGAAUUAAAUUUGGUCCAAUUCAUUUUAUUAUUAUUUCUAAUCAGUAUGGAGAAGUAGAUUUGGAAGCUCUAUUUUUUAAAUUAAAAUAGGAUUAUAAACCUUAGUAAGCUUAUCCAUUUGAACUAUUUCUAUCAACAGGUUAAUAAUGA